AUGCCUUCUCGCAAACUUUGGAGUGCCCUCCUCUCCAUCCCCCUUGGUACAGGUCUAGCCGCCUACACGUAUGCCUACACUUCGCCCGCUCGCCACGCGACUCUUUCCAAGCAACCAAGCCGCGCACACCAAAACUCGCCCACAAUGGCCCUCGCGAACCCGCGCGGGAUGCCCGUCUAUGGAGACAGUUAUACCAUCCGCAUUCCCCUGCGCGACCUGAAGCCCGGGAUUAGUGACGAAGAGAUCCUGGCCCGCUUCUCAAAAGGCUUUUUCGGCGGAUGGGCGUUCGCGCCGGAACGGUGGGCGCUGCGUGCAACAGGGCUGGCUAUGACAGAUUUUACCGCUUUUCAUGACGAAGAUCUAGCAUCAACACUCCCAACCCCGGUCUGGUCCCUCUCCCAGUUUAACAGAACCACGCUAUUUCCCCUCGGGACGUUGGUAUUCGGUAACUGGCAGCUCCUCGACUCCAGCGCGGCAAACCCAGAUAUCCGACGGAGACUAUAUCCCACCCAUAUUGAGUCUACCGGCGCCACGAAACAAAACCAAGCGUUCGUCGAGUACGUAGGCGGCUCAGAUAAAUCGCACAUGGUAUUUUCGGACCGCGUCGAGGUGGAGCGGGACGGGGAUGCUGUCAUAAUUACACAUUCUGGCUUCACAUGUGAUCCGCUCACUGGGGAGCCAGCGGUGCCGAGGGUUGUGAGGGAACUACUUCAUCCCGUGUUUGCGAAGAUGCUUUUGGGCGAUGGGAUUAGGGAGAUUUUAAGGCGAGGUUAG
Molecule: messenger RNA, 774 nt
Organism: Aspergillus pseudoviridinutans
Lineage: Eukaryota; Fungi; Ascomycota; Eurotiomycetes; Eurotiales; Aspergillaceae
Exons: 2
Coding region: 1-774 (257 amino acids)
Source: RefSeq, a predicted model, not a curated record